Messenger RNA from Spodoptera litura, 1208 nucleotides. It is a transcript of the gene CBP, whose product is annotated as sarcoplasmic calcium-binding protein. NCBI's taxonomy places the organism in Eukaryota, Metazoa, Arthropoda, Insecta, Lepidoptera, Noctuidae. Gene Ontology annotation, biological process: mitochondrial calcium ion homeostasis; calcium import into the mitochondrion. The record is from RefSeq and is a predicted model, not a curated record. Gene Ontology annotation, cellular component: uniplex complex. Gene Ontology annotation, molecular function: calcium ion binding.
AAUUCAAAUCAGUCCAAUAGCUAUCGAGAACUGCAUCGCGCAUGCGUUCGGCGAUGUUCGAAAUAAUUGUUUGAAAAAAAAAGAAGAAAAGCUUUGUUUAUGUGACUAUUUGAAUUGAGAAUUUGUGAACAAAAUGGCGUUGUCUAUCGUGCGAUUAGGAUUAAGAUCUGUAAUUAAUUUCGAAAGAAAUGCAGCUGUAAUAUCUGUGACCAGUGUGCCUAAACAAUUAAAAUUAAUCCACACGAAACCAGCGUGUAAUGGCAGCGUAUGCUACUUAGCGGAUCUCCCCCGAGACAGGGAACUCCGAUCAGACAGAGGAUCCGCACUCCGGAGGUACAGCAAGCACCACGGACGUCCCGAGGAGGACCGGCGGAAACAGUCUGAUAGCGACUCCGAUUCGGAUACUGAUACAGAAUGCAAGGGAUAUGAUCGAACGGAGUUCUGGCGUCGUAAGAUGCGCACAGUUCACAACAUCCUGGACGUGGACAAGGAUGGUCUGAUCUCAUUCAACGACUUCAUACUCUUUGCUGAGCGGUUCAAGUCACUAGGACAUCUCACGAACCAGCAGGCGGAGGAAUUCACCAGUAUUAUCAAGCUAACAUGGGAGGAGCAGUGGGGUGCAAUAGACCCGUACAACUUCGUCACAGUGGAACAGUACCUGGAGGACAUGCAUCAUGUACUGAAUGACAAGUCGCAGAAGAAGAGGGCAUAUCGUUGGCUGCCGUAUUUGUUCAAAGCGGUAGACAAGGACAAAUCCGGCUUCAUAUCAGUCCACGAGUUCAAGCUGUUCUUCAAGUGCUUGGGGCUGGACAAUGAGAAGGCAGCUGUCGCCUUCGCAGUCAUAGACGUUAACGGGGAUGGCAAGCUAUCACAAAAAGAAUUCGUGAAGUUAGGAAAAGAGUUCUUCUGCACAGAAGACGAGAAGAAAGUGUCCAAAAUGUUCUGGGGACCACUAAUUCACUAAGUCAUAGGAAUAUCACCUUUAACGCAUAGGAAUAAGAGUCAUGAUUGACUGCAGUUAUUUUGUUAGGUUUUUUAAUUGUAAUUUUAAUGUGUAUGUGUGUAAAAUUAGCUAUUUUCAUUAAGUUUUUUAUUCUGUUAUAUCUAUUGCUGUGAAGGCAACUAUUAAUGAUGUUGGAAAUAAUAUGUGCAGUUCUGCCUACCCCUUAACGGAUAAAAGGCACGAUAUAAUGUUUUAAAAUACAAUU